AUGGUAUGGGAGGAGAUUCGGACUAGUCAGAGUGUGGUUCCUUGGGCUAAUAUUGUGUGGUUUCCUCAAGCUAUUCCUCGGCAUUCGUUUGUCUUGUGGCUACUUAUAAAAAAGAAAUUAAAGACUCAGGAUGUUAUGAUGAGCUGGUCGUCCUCGGGGAAUAUGAACUUUAAUCUAAUGUGUUGUUCCUUAUGUACGUCUGGUCCAGAUUCUCACGAGCAUCUCUUCUUUGAGUGUUCAUAUGCUUGUUGCAUAUGGCAUGGUGUGCGAGAUCUAGUGGAUAUGGGAACUAUUGAUUCAUCUUGGGAUGCGGUUUAUAACCAUUUACUUCAGCAUGCGGAUUCGAAGAAGGUCCUUCAUAUUGUUGGUCGGCUUGUGGUUGGUGCGGCAGUCUACUUUGUAUGGCAAGAGAGAAACCAGCGGCUGUUUUCUAGUAAGAAGAGGAGUGCGAGCCAGCUAGUAGAGCUCAUUCUAAACACGGUCCGGAUGAAGUUGCACUCUAUGAAGUUCAAAAGAUCAGUCCAAGCGACGAGAGUGUUACACUUAUGGAGCUUACCGCGAGGAUUGUUGAUAGACGAUGAUGAUUGCGGCUAA
This is a messenger RNA of Helianthus annuus (common sunflower), 594 nucleotides long. RefSeq lists its product as uncharacterized. The transcript has a single exon. The record is from RefSeq and is a predicted model, not a curated record. Lineage: Eukaryota; Viridiplantae; Streptophyta; Magnoliopsida; Asterales; Asteraceae. Bases 1 to 594 code for a protein of 197 amino acids.